AUGAAUCGUGGUCGCUCGUUCACCCGGCCACAGUAAAAUUCUCCUCCCACUUUUCACUCCAGCCGUCGGAUCCGGUCGUUCUUUUUCCACUCGUUCAGCUUCCAAGAGAGUCCAUGACAUGUAGGACCAAAUACGUGCGGGGUCCAGCGGUCAGUGCGGGCCACAGGCGCCGGUCUGCGUCACCUUCCUUCUCCACGCGUGGUGAAAACCUAGACACCCAAUCCGUCGCCUCGCUCUCCUCCUCCCCAAUCCCCGCCUCCUCUCCUCGCCCCAAUCAGCCGCCUCCUCUCCCCCCCAAUCAGGUGCCUCCUCUGUGGCGUUGGUGGCGGCGGGUGGAGGUGAGGCGGGAGCGGGCGGAGACGGGAUCGCGCGGGGUGGAUCCACGGCGGCGGCGACUGGAGGCGCCGGGCGCGGCCGGAGACAGGCUGGCGCGGGGUGGAUCCGCUCCGGCGACGACGGGAGGCGAUGGGCUCGCGCGGGCGGAUCUGUGGCGGUGGCGACCGGAGGCGCCGGGCGCGGUCGAAGACGGGUCGGCACGGGGCGGAUCCGCUCCGCCGACGACCGGAGGCGAUGGGCGCGGCCGGAGACGGGCCAGCCGGAGAGCUGCAGCAGCGCAAGGUGGCCGCGCGGUGGAGCUGAUGGUACGGGUCUUAGCCGGCCGGACGUGGGCAUGGCGCAGCGCGGCUGAACGCGGGCCGAAGCGCCGCAGGGAGGAGGUGGCGGGGGGAUAGCUUGGGGCAUGGCGCGGCCAGGGUGGGCGGACGAGGCAGCCAGCGCGCAGCGGCGCGCACGUGAGCAGGGCGGACGAGGCUUCCUCAAAUCACUUCACGCUACAUCUUUUCCUCAAGAUAAAACAGGUUUGGCUCUCUUAAUUGGCAUUUAGCCACCGGAUCAGAUAGUGAAUGGCCUGGUCUCCAUGAUACAGGUUUGGCUCUCUCAAUUGACAUUUAGCUGCUGGACCAGAUGGUGAAUGGGCCUGGUCUCCAUGAUACAGAUUGUGUGGGAGAAAGGAUCCUUGUUGCAAGAAUGGGCAUCUUGUUAUCGUGCCCGGCUGACUCCUACGACCCAAUGGAAGAAUGCAUCCUCGAACCGUCGGCGAGCUCUGGCGGCCUCAGGGCCUUGAAUUCCAGCAAGCUGCUCAUACAGGGGUCGCUCAGUUUCAAAAGGGCACAGCUCGACGACAACUACCUCAGCUCUCUCCAGCGCCAUGAGGCAGGCUCUCAAGAUGAAGAACGGGAGGAGGAGCGCUGGCUCAGGGAAGCUGCAUAUAUUUUUCAUGGAUGCCUUUACAUAUUCUAUGUUUGGUUGUUUCAGCCUCAUUGUGGAGGAAGAGGUCGCGUCAAUGUGGAGACUAGGCGGACUCAAGUGGUCAUUGACUUGCCUCUGUACGCUAGCCAACACCCUAUCAAAUUGAGAAAUUUGAGUCGAGCUUGCGGGGGAGGGGAGCAACGGGCGCAGGGUACGCGAGCUCGCGGAUCCUGGAAUGUGUUCAAGGAGUGGAGCUUGCGCUCAGUGGGAUGGGCAUGCAGAUUUACAGUAGGAAGGCAUCAUAUCGUGGACAUAUUUUUGACUUGGCUGAGUAGGAAGCCUCGAGCGGCUGGUGGUGGUGUAAAAUGGUGCCCAGCGGCGCGCACAACGGGUGUACGAUGGGUGGCCUCGGCGCUGCCUGUGAGAUGUUCUCAUGGAGGAUGCCGUCUGGGCGAUGCCUGCCCACGCCCGUCGCUCGACCCUCGCUGCCGGACUCCCACGGGCUCCUCCCAGGCACCAUGGCGUUGGGGAUGCACAACCCAGGCACCGCAGACCAUGUGUGAAGACUGGAUGCGAGACCUCAUGCACUCGCUUGAGGGUGAGCUCAGCCGAUGCCUAGACGCCAAGUCUUUAAAAAUUCGUUGCUGUGUGGAUUAUAAAUGUAUGGGGUUUCUAUUGCCAUGCCUGCCACUCCGGUGCAGCUCCGGCACACGCUGGAUGGCCUUGUCCCUAAAGGUGGAUUGACCCUACCGUGGCUGAGGUGUACACCAUAGUGAAUUUUCUGGAGCUCUGCUUGAAUUUGAACACUCAGUUUGCUUCCCAUAUUUCUCUAAACUCCAGUAUAUCCAAAAAGAAGGAACCAAAUAUGCGGGAGAGUCUCAGAUUCUAAGAAGGGUUCUAGAGUUUCAUAUUGUUGUGUCCUGGCUCCACUUGCCCCCAUGCCAAAACCAUCGGUGUGGCAUGGGGGCAUCGACCUCUCACAAGGCAGGUUCCAUGGCCAUUCGUAGAGCUAACGGUGGGAGGAAGUGGUGUUCUGGCUGGGUUGCUAAUGCUUGUGAUGGGGUAAAUCUUAAGCUUACUCUCUGCAGAACUGUGUCUCGGUGAGUGUUGAUGAGUGUUGAUAUGUGGUUAGACUUGGUCUCUUUGUUGACACAUGGUACUAAGAUGGCUACGUGUCAGGGAGAUGUUAACAAGAAUCGAGAUAUUGAUUGGAAGCUGGAAGGUGCUUUGCUUGGACAAACAUUCCAGUUUGCUGGAUCCUAGAGGAGUACCUGAUGAAGCUGAACCCCUUGAAAGGGGAACUUCUUUGAAUUGCAUGGACAUGAAUGAACUGAUCCUGGGGUGUAUGUCUACUGAAUCUACAUCAUCUGUGCCCCUUCUGAAGAAAUGGCGUCAGGAGCUGGCCUGUGAAGCUUUAUUGGGAUGAUUGGCAAUACCUUGUGGCUCUGUAGGCUUAAUCCUGUAGCUACCUGAAAGUGUUGUUCCCUCUCGCCUGUUCCCAUUUUCUGGUUUUGGCUUUGUUACUGGAACGUGAUGAUGUGAAUGCUUUGCAUAUAAUGGAACUGGGGGAGAACCCCCCUUUAUCUAAAAAAGGGAUGUUAAAGAGGA
Molecule: messenger RNA, 2856 nt
Organism: Lolium perenne
Lineage: Eukaryota; Viridiplantae; Streptophyta; Magnoliopsida; Poales; Poaceae
Source: RefSeq, a predicted model, not a curated record